Messenger RNA from Triticum aestivum (bread wheat), 1589 nucleotides. Its product is annotated as myb-related protein Zm1. The record is from RefSeq and is a predicted model, not a curated record. NCBI's taxonomy places the organism in Eukaryota, Viridiplantae, Streptophyta, Magnoliopsida, Poales, Poaceae. Bases 69 to 1079 code for a protein of 336 amino acids. The transcript is spliced from 2 exons.
ACCACCUCCUGGACUCGGGCAAGUCGAAGUAGAACAGGCGAGCAGAGUGGUCUGGUCAGGUGUCCGAUAUGGGGCGAGGCAGGGCACCGUGCUGCGCCAAGGUCGGGCUCAACAGGGGCUCCUGGACGCCGCAGGAGGACAUGCGCCUCAUCGCCUACAUCCAGAAGCACGGCCACGCCAACUGGCGCGCCCUCCCGAGGCAGGCGGGCCUGCUGCGCUGCGGGAAGAGCUGCCGGCUCCGGUGGAUCAACUACCUGCGCCCCGACCUCCGGCGCGGCAACUUCACCGCCGAGGAGGAGGCCACCGUCAUCAAGCUGCACGCCUUGCUCGGCAACAAGUGGUCCAAGAUCGCGGCGUGCCUGCCCGGGAGGACGGACAACGAGAUCAAGAACGUCUGGAACACGCACCUGAAGAAGAGGGCGUCGGAGCAGAAGCCAGGCGUUGGCGAGAGCAAGGGCGAGGCGGCCGACGGAGACCCCGACACGCCCGUCCCUUCGUUGUCUUCGGCGUCCUCGUCGAUGACGAGCAGCGAGGGAUCCAACGGCGGCGCCGGGGAGCAGUGCGGCACGAGCAACGAGCCCGAGACGAUGGACGUACCAUCCCCUCUCGAGCUGGAGCUCGAGCCAGUCAUGGACAUCCUGGACAUGCUGGCCGACGCGCCCACGGAGGCGCUCGCGACGGCGGCGCCAAUGCCAACGUCUUCGUGCUCGUCGUCCUCCCUGACGACGUGCGCCGGGGGCGGCGGCGGGGUGGAGGAGCUGCUCGAGCUGCCGGACAUCGACAUGGACGCUGACAUCUGGAGCAUCAUCGAUGACGAUAUCGCGCGCCUACAACAAGGCGAUGCAACAGUGCCAUGUACGACCAAGGCCAGCCAAGAAGAGGAGGGAAACGAGUGGUGGUUGCAGGAUCUGGAGAAGGAACUCGGCCUGUGGGGGCCCACGGAGGAAUCCCAGCCCCAGGCGGGCCCACACGACCAGAUAGGCUACCCGGGCCAACUCUCCGAAACGGAGGGGGACAUGGUGAUGGUAUCCUCCCACCCACAGUCCAGAUCGGAUCAUGAGGCGUCCAAUUCUGAAUAGAAGGUUGAGAUCCACGGUGGUCCCAUCGGACGCCCGAGAUCAAACAUUACAACUUGGAGAAGUUUUUAACGAAACGUUUGAGUUGCAUAUUUGAUUUCAUUGUUACAAUGCACAUACAAAUUGAAGGAAUGAAAAGUUAGGUCGAUACAAGGCCAAGUAGCACGAGUACCUCUACUAUCCUAUCUAAGAGUUUAACCAAAUGUACUGUGGCAUGUAUGCAACAGCACUCCACUGAUCAACAGCCAGUGAGAAGUGGUAUGCAAACAUGCGUACGGAUGUAGUAUGUCAUUUGAUUAAUUUCGUACUAGUAGUUCGUAGUAAAAAAUUGCGACUAAUUUGUACCAUGCAUAUAUAUGCUGCACAGCGUCAUGGUGACGUAAGAGCUGGAUCAUCCGAUGGCCCACCACUACUACCACCAUCAUUAGUGCCUUUUGAAGAAUCAUCACCGGGCUUUGAUUAUGCAUUCUAAAGCAACUUGCUUUUGCUAAUGCGAUGUAACCUUUUUCUUCU